AUGCGCACAGCCGUGCUGCCUCAGGAGAAGCUGUCCCCUCCCGAGAGCCGCUGCGACUGCAGUCUGGACACUGAGCAAAACCAACCUCCUCAUCUGCUCCUCUGUGCAAAUCCUGGCAAUCCAGUGUUUUCCUGUAUGCUGGACUCCAAAACAAUCAUGACCAAUGGCUGUUUGACAAAGCCUCACGUCCUACUGUUUAAAACAACUUCAAGUGAAUACGGUGCUAUACCACCUACCCCAGAGAUGGUACCCUGUACUUACCAUCCAGUGGAUCGAACCUUUUCAAAACACUUACUCAUUUGUGGGUCGUUUCAAAAUAGUUACUUAAACACUGCCAUUGACAGAAGUAGGGUAUAUGACUACCCCAAUUUACAGCAUACUCUGUAAAAAUGCAUCUCCAUCUUUUUGUCACAGACUUAGACAAGACACUUAGCUUUAAGAAAACAUAUCUGACUUAUUUCAGUCAUUCUGGGAAUAACUGUCAAUAUCUGAUUUAUUUUGGUUUGCAGUAAGAUGCAUCAAAACAGAUGUAGCCCAUCUGAUUAUACACUUCUCUCAACCAGACCUAAACCCAUAAAAAUAAAACUUUCGAAACUGGUAUCAUAAAUGUGGAACGCUCAUUUUAUAGAAAGAGUUAAGUGCAAGAGAGAUUGAUCUGAGGUUUAUUUGUUUUAAUUAAAGUAUUUUCUGGUUUUAAAACUUGAAAGUCAGUCUCCACAUUCCUACAUCUUAGGACACCAAUACCAACAUAGUGCAUAUGACUGAUACGGUGUACACACUGUCAGCUCAGGUAUUGAACGCAGAAGUUUAACAUCCAUUUGCUCCCGAUAUAAUCGGAUGAAACAGGCAGAUAUUGUUCAUGCCAGCAAGCACAUUUGCUUCCCCAGCCUUUAAAGAAGGCACUGUUUCUGUUUCAUAGCAGUAGAAAAAGGUGCCUGUCUACAUCAAAAAUAGCCUUGAGUAGCUAUAACAAAGCACUACAAUACAAAUAGCCUAUACAGAGGUAUACAGAUUGUUCUAAUAGGCUCUGGAACCAAAACAGAAAAUUAGGAACUUGCAACCAGUCUCUGCAUCUUUGCAUUUUCUCUUCCUGUUGCCAGUGUCUCUUGUCCUUAGCCUCCACUUCCCCUCAGAAAAUAGCCAUAUUUUGGCAAAUAUACCAUUACACUCAACAGAGGUACUAAAGCUCCUGCACUGCCCUCCUUCCAGAUGCUAUAAAUGAAGUAUUCUCACCCCCUUCCAUUGCAAUGCAGCAGGUAUCUGUAGGAAAGAAGGAACAGCAGCUACCCCAGACAUUUCUGACUCACCUCAGCCCUCCUCUCAAGGCUUUAAGUAAAGCAACUGGAAGCAACAUCUGCCACCUUCUCACAGACAAGUCAGUCAUAAGUGGUAUUCGGGAAGCAGACUGAUGUGGAAAAUGCAGAAGUCUGCUAAAACUGCUACUGAAAGGAGUGCAGUUGAAAUGGUCACAAUUUGAAUAGAAUGCCUAACAAAACAGAACCACUUCAAGUCCAGUGUUUCAGGUUGUCACAGUAAUACAAGUGCUAACAUUAUAUGUAUAAGCAAUACAAUUCUGUAUUACAUUCUUCCACUAUCCAAAACAACAGAUGCACGACUACAAAGCACAGUGUCACGCUUCAUGUCACUUUACAACACUUGCAGCCUCACCAGGAUGGUCCCUUUUUUGAGAAUCUUUAAUCACACCAGUAUUCAUAAAAUACUGGUCAAUGUCAACAGAGUACAAAUUAAAAAGAAAAAAAAGCUCAAAAAAAAAAUUCCCAUAUAAAUAACAAUGUUUUUGAUUUAGAAUAUGCUUUACAGCUACACUGUAAGAUUACUAGAAGAAGUAAGUCAUAUUCAUUGAUGGGACAAUUUAUCACAGGAUUAAUUUACCACUACACUACAAUACCACACUACAGGUUUAUAAUUUCUCCAAUUACCUUGUUUGUUCAGCCCAAACAAAUGUUUCAAAAUAGUCUGAAAAUAAUCAACAUACAUUACGUAAUGUUAAAAAGAAUGUUCUGCACAACAUAAAACCUUCCUCUAUGCGUCCAGGUGGAGGUUUUCCAAAUUGGAUGUCUGAAUUAGAGUAUCUAAAUUCACUUAGUUUCAGAUGUGCCAAUGUGCCAAACACUAUGAACAAUAAGAAAAGAGGAAAGCAUAUAACUAUUACCAUAUAAUAUGUAACCUUUUCGCUUUGGUGGAGAACAGAAAGGUAAGUUAACAGGUGUUGACUAAAUGGAGCUACUGAAGUUCUUUGAAAACCCACUGUCUAGAUGCAGUACAUACUUCCAGACAAAUAUUCCAUUUCAUUAUGAGUAACUUUAAAUCCAGUACUAAAAGCAUGUUUUAAGAUUCGGUCCACAAUAUUUCACAGAAAGCAAAAAUGACAACUUGGUAUAAAAUUAUAUAAAACUAACCAUAUUUGUUAUAAUACUAUACUUUUCAAAAAACAGUAAUUAAUAUAUCCAAU
Messenger RNA from Egretta garzetta (little egret), 2473 nucleotides. RefSeq names its product chromosome unknown C15orf65 homolog (gene PIERCE2). Gene Ontology annotation, biological process: axoneme assembly. Gene Ontology annotation, cellular component: axonemal microtubule. NCBI's taxonomy places the organism in Eukaryota, Metazoa, Chordata, Aves, Pelecaniformes, Ardeidae. The record is from RefSeq and is a predicted model, not a curated record. The transcript has 2 exons. The coding region runs from base 1 to 387 and encodes 128 amino acids.